GUAGCACUAAAUAAAAGCUCUCCUGGAAGAAAACAACUCAAUACCAUCAUGAAACUCUACGACUCUCCCGCCCCCAACCCCAUGGCCGUCCGGCUGUUCAUCCUCGAACGUGGCGGUCUCCAACUCGACGUCGAAGUCGUUGACACUAAGACUCUUCAGAACCGACGCCUUCCUUAUCGCGCUAUUAACCCUCGUGGAGAAGUUCCGGCCCUCCAACUCGAUGACGGCACUAUUCUGACUGAGAUUACGGCCCUUUACGAGUAUCUGGACGAGAUCGCCGUUGGAGGCACCUCGCUGUUCGGAAAUACGCCGGAACAGCGUGCCGAGACCCGCAUGUGGAUGAGAAGAAUGGACCUGGAGAUUUGUCAACUGGCUAUUGCUUGGUUCAGGAAUGAUCCUGCUACUAUUGAUCUCUACAAAGGCCAUCGGAUUCCAACGCCCGAGGCGAGGGUGAAUCAAAAAGUCAUGAUUAAUCGAGCUUUGAAUAUGCUGGAUGAUCAUUUGGAGGGGAAGACUUGGCUAUGUGGGGAUAGAUUCUCUGCUGCUGAUGUUCACUUGUAUGGAUUGUUGAAGAUGAUGACCAUGAAGGCGUGUGGGUGGGUGCUGUUGCCAGGACGAGAGAACUUUCUGGCAUAUUGGAACAGAAUGGAUGAGCGAGAGGCUUCAAAGAAGGCCUUGCAGACCUUCUCAGCCAGGGUUGAAGUGUGAUGCACAUACUGGAUCUUUAAGGUGAGUUUAUGGAGGAUUAUAUCAUUGAUGCUUCGCAGCCAUGCUACAGAACUUGUGGCGUCAUAUUGUUUUGCAAAUGGCUCCUGAGCCUAUAUAGACUAGACUUUUAGACGUUUUACAGUCUCCUUCGG
Molecule: messenger RNA, 860 nt
Organism: Aspergillus welwitschiae
Lineage: Eukaryota; Fungi; Ascomycota; Eurotiomycetes; Eurotiales; Aspergillaceae
Product: glutathione S-transferase family protein
Exons: 1
Coding region: 49-708 (219 amino acids)
Source: RefSeq, a predicted model, not a curated record